AUGUGCAAGAACCAACGCGGUCUACGCAUUCACCAAGGGAAAUCAGGUUGUCAACGUGUGAGGUCAAAAGGACAGCGCAUAGCCAUCUUGGCUAGUGAGACGCAAAAGUACUCCAGUCUGGAUUCAACCCACAGUACUGAAGAACUCUCCGUCCAGGAGACCUCACAAGAUGCCUUCCGAAAUCUCGAGGUGGAUGAUGACCCCCUUUUAGAGCUCUUACAGACUCAAAACAGCCCUGAAGCAAGCCAGGCGACCGGUCCAGAUAGACCAAAGCAAGACACUGCCACUAGAACCAGGAAACCAAGGAUUAAGUGGCCCAAGGCUUCAGACAAGACAUCGUGGACCCAACUGGACGAGGACCUAGAUAACAUCCUCGAAGCAUCCAUGCAAGGACCAGUAGACCGAAAGCUGUCCACCCUCACAACCUUGAUAUAUUCAGUAGGCAAGGAGAGGUUUGGACUAGAAGAGGAGAGAGUGCGAAAGGAACCUCGAAGACCAAACAGGCGGCAAGUCCGCAUCCAGAACUUGAGACGUGAACUCAAGCAGCUGCGACGAAGAAAGACACGGGAACUGGCAAAGAAGAGGGCAGCCUUCACAGCCAACACAAACAAGUUCGGCAGAUCUCUUCUCGACAAAGAAAGGUCAGGAAAGUUGGAAACUCCACUAGAGGAAGUAGAGAACUACCUUCAUGUGACCCAUUCUGACCCCAAUCGAGAGGACGUGCUAGGAGACUGCGACCGAAUAGAUCCAGCGAAGGAACCCGAAAAACAGCAGAAUGCGACGGAACCAACGCUAGGCGAGGCGAAGGAAGCUGUGAAAAAGGCCAGAGCUGCCUCAGCGCCAGGACCCAAUGCCAUCCCGUACAAAGUGUACAAGAUGUGCCCACUACUUCUCAAGCGUCUAUGGAGGCUUCUCAAAGUAGACUGGAGGAAGGAGGAUGUACCAGAGGCUUGGAAAGAGGCAGAGGGGAUAUUUACACCAAAGGAACGCAAUUACAAGACGAGCUGUAUAGAGCACACCAGUGCUAUCACACACCUAAUAAGUGAAGCAAAGGAAGGGAGGAAAGAUCUCACUGUAGUUUGGCUCGACUUGGCCAACGCAUACGGGUCCAUUCCACACCAGCUCAUCUAUACAGCGCUCCGACACUACCAUGUGGACGGCCAUAUACAGAAAAUCAUCACCAGUUACCUGGAUGGAAUCAAGCUCCAGUUUACUGUUGGUGACCAGCUAACAAGAUGGCAGAGGUUGGAGAAAGGAAUCGUUACUAGCUGCACAGUUUCCGUGGUUCUCUUCAUCAUGGGGAUGAACCUGCUGAUAAAUGCUGCCCAACGAGAGACACGUGGACCAAAGACCGUGUCAGGAAUAUAUCUCCCAUCUAGCAGAGGCUUGAUGGAUAACCUCACAUUGACGACAAUAACACAUGUCCAAGCUAGAUGGAUGUUGACAGCCCUGACGGAUGUCGCUUCAUGGGGAAGAAUGAAGUUCAAAGCAGCAAAAUACAGAUCCCUCGUCAUAAAGAAAGAAUACGCAACAGAGAGGUUCAAACUUUACGUGCAGAACGAAGAGAUUCCUUCCAUAGUGACAAGUCCAAUCAAAUGCCUGGGCAAGUGGUUUAAUUUAAGCCUACAAGAUCGCGACAAUAUCAAGAAGUUAGAGCAACAGGUAGAGGAGGGUCUCAAGAAGAUAGACUGCUGCGGACUACCCGGCAAGUUCAAAGCUUGGCUCUACCAGCACGCACUGCUCCCAAGACUAAUCUGGCCGUUUAUGCUUUACAAGGUACCCAGCACAACAGUGAAAGCACUGGAGAGAACCACUAGUCGACACCUCAAGAAGUGGCUAAUAGUUCCACCCAGCUUUACCAGUAUUGGACUCUACGGGAAGAGCAACAAGUUACAGCUCCCGCUAUCUUCACUGGUAGAAGAGUUCAAGACAGCAAAAGCAAGACUUGUGUUGACCUUGAGGGACUCUCCGGAUGAGCUCAUCCGGGAGGCAGGGAUCCAAACCCGAACGAGCAGGACAUGGUCAGCGACAGAGUCUGUGAGCCAGGCAGAGAACGCGCCCAAGCACAAAGACAUUGUCGGAGUGACUGCUGUUGGACGUGAAGGAAUUGGUGCGAGAAAGGUGGUACUAUGGAGCCGAUCAGACCAGAAAGAGAGGCGUGCGAUGAUCCAGUCUGAGGUCAGGAGAGUAGAAGAAAAUGCCAGACAAGCAAGGGCUGUACAAAUGGGAGCGCAGGGAGCAUGGACCACAUGGGAAACCGCAGACAGGAAGUUGACCUUGGGAGACAUCUGGAAAGAGUUGGCUGACUGGCUAGAGAAGGAACGAAAGAAGAAACGUGGUAAUUACACCCGCCAUGGGCACAUCGCUUUCGUCAAAUCGGGUGAGACCAUGAAGACACAGAAACCAACAAAAGCAUCAAUUCUUGAUGGCACGAGAAACUGGAAGAUGGAAGUUGACCUUGGUAGAAGGCAUUUUUUCCCAAACGUGGUUCAGACGUCCCUACGACCAGAUAGUGUACUGUGGUCUGAGACAGGAAAGAAGCUCGUCGCCAUAGAGCUGACAGUACCAUGGGAGUCCGUACACAGGCUGAUGACAGCAGUUGGAACUACUGGCAGGGAGAGACAAGUGGCUGUUCAGAGACUGAGCCAAGCAGCUGAACGGGCAUCAAGCUGGCUGUGGCUAAGGCGAGAGGAGAAGAGCUGGAGGCAAUCAACCAACACGCAGUGA
This is a messenger RNA of Dreissena polymorpha, 2727 nucleotides long. RefSeq lists its product as uncharacterized. The record is from RefSeq and is a predicted model, not a curated record. The coding region runs from base 1 to 2727 and encodes 908 amino acids. Lineage: Eukaryota; Metazoa; Mollusca; Bivalvia; Myida; Dreissenidae. The transcript has 5 exons.